Molecule: messenger RNA, 1147 nt
Organism: Peromyscus eremicus (cactus mouse)
Lineage: Eukaryota; Metazoa; Chordata; Mammalia; Rodentia; Cricetidae
Gene: Odf4
Product: outer dense fiber of sperm tails 4
Exons: 5
Coding region: 136-963 (275 amino acids)
Cellular component (GO): plasma membrane
Source: RefSeq, a predicted model, not a curated record
AUCUCCCUGCUCCCCAGCAAUAUUCCAUGGCAGUUAGGGCCCACUCAGCGGAAUGGGGCGAGGCCUUCUCUUGGAUUUGGAGCUCAGGUGCCUGAAAAGAGGUCUCCCCAUUCUUCCUCAGACACUAGGCUUGUGAUGGAACCUGAUCUGACUGAGGAAGAAGAUGAGGAGAUAAGAGCCAGCAGGAACAGGCGGUCACUCACGGAUCAGCGCCGCGACUCCGUGCUGCCCCUUCAGUGGAGAAUUAGACACAGUUCCCGCUGGAUGGUCCAGGUGGUGGCCUCCGAAUUCAGCCUGGUGGGCUUCCUCCUUCUUCUGGUCAUGGUCUUCUCCAAGAAAUGGCUGUACCCCUCUAAGAGUCGUUUCCAUCAGCGCUACCCCAAAAAUAUCACCAAUAGAGUCUACACCUCGAUCCAUAAAAUGUCCACAGGGCUUCUGUACGUCUGCAUAUCUGAAAGCUGCUCCAGUUCAGACAGUGGGAAAGACAGUUUUAAGCUGUGGACAGUCCAUCCACUUUUGGGGGUGGCUAAGAUAAGUUUCAUCCUGGCCUUGGGGCUGGGCUUUGCCCUCACCGCUUGGCUGCACCUGCCGUACCUGCCCCGCCUGCAGAGAAUGCCUUUCUUUGGCUUGAUUGGAAUCAUCCUGAGCUUCUGUGAAGUCACCUUCAUUUUCCUCACCCUCCUGUUGUUCCCCAUUAACCUCUGGAUCUACGAGCUGAAGAGAAACAUAUCGGUCCCCAUCGGGUGGAGCUAUUUCAUUGGCUGGCUAGUGUUCAUCCUGUAUCUUACCUGUGGGAUCCUUUGCUACCUCAACCAUAAAAGCUUCUGGAGCGUGAUGAUGGACAGUAGUUCCUCCUCCAUCGACAGUCCUUGCAACAGCAGGGCCACGGGGCCUCUGAUGAGUACCGAAAAGCCCUCCAGCAGCCAGAACGACGUCCUGGAUCCUGAUAAGGAGGAGGAUUAACCAAAAGGCACUAAGUUUAUCUAAAUGCAUCUUAGCCCCCUGCCCAGCCACCAUUGGCUAGGUCUGUCCUCAUCGCGACAAAGAAUGAGCACAGGAGGAUUUGGGGACCAGCCUGCGUUCCCCUCCCUCAACUCGGCCUCGUCUGUGGCUCAGGUGAUGUGGAAUAAAUUGUCCAUCUCUUCUU